GCACUUGAAAAUAAAGAUUCUUAAUAAGUUGCUUUUGAUUCGACAUAACCCCUAUAAAACACACCCUCGGUUUCAACACAUAUCAGUUUAUCACCAUUUCUCCGAAUUAAAAUCAAUAUCCACAUUUGAUUACUACACACACAGGCAGAGAAACCAAACAUGGAAUAUUCCGGCGAUGAAUUUGAUGCAAUAGUGAUCGGUGGGGGUACCAUGGGCAGUGCCACUGCCUAUGAGCUAGCCAAACGAGGCCAAAAAACACUUGUGCUGGAACAAUAUGAUUUCUUGCACCACCGCGGCUCAUCUCAUGGCGAGUCACGCACCAUCCGGGCCACCUAUCCGGAGGAUUAUUACUGCGCCAUGGCCAUAGAGUCCUACAAGCUUUGGGAGGAAGCAGAGUCCGAGAUGGGCUUCAAAGUCUAUUACAAAGCUCGGCAGUUCGAUAUGGGUCCUUCUGAUGACAAGACUCUUCUUUCCAUCAUCUCUAGCUGCAACAAAAAUUCAGUUUCUUGUCAAAUUCUUGACAGUCAACAGGUGGCUGAGAAAUUCUCCGGCAGGAUAAACAUACCGGAGAAUUGGAUCGGUGUAUCGACCGAGUUCGGUGGAAUAAUAAAACCCACAAAAGCAGUGGCCAUGUUUCAAUCACUUGCAAUAAGAAACGGAGCAGUUUUAAGAGACAACAUGGAAGUGAUUAGCCUGGUCCGGGAUGAAGCAAAAGGCGGAUUAAGGCUGUUAACUGCAAAUGGUGAAAAGUUUUGGGGUAAAAAAUGUAUUAUUACAGCUGGGGCAUGGGCUAAAAAGUUAGUCAAAACAGUGAGUGGGAUUGAAUUACCUAUACAGCCGUUAGAAACUGCGGUGUGCUACUGGAGGAUCAAGGAAGGACACGAAGCAGAGUUUAGUAUAAGUGGAGAAUUUCCAACAUUUAGUAGCUAUGGUCAGCCUUGUGUGUACGGUACACCAUCUUUGGAGUUCCCGGGAUUGAUCAAGAUCGCUGUGCACGACGGACGUGAGUGUGACCCGGAUAAAAGGGUGUGGGGAGCAGUUUCUUCAUUGGAUUCUUUGAAGAAAUGGAUUCAAGAGACAUUUUCGGGACUUGUUGAUAAUAGUGAGCCGGUUGCCACUCAGUUGUGUAUGUAUUCAAUGACUCCGGACGAAGAUUAUGUGAUAGAUUUCCUUAACGGAGAGUUUGAGAAAGAUGUGGUGAUUGGAGGUGGAUUUUCCGGUCAUGGGUUCAAGAUGACUCCAAUUGUCGGUAGGAUUUUGGCGGAUCUAGCACUUCAUGGGGAGACAAAGGCAGUGGAUGUGAAACAUUUUAGCAUACAAAGAUUUAAAGACAAUCCUCGCGGAAAUCUGGAAAACCAUGAAGUCGGAUCUUCUUCCAAUCAUAAGUAGAUGAGCUAUGUGAUCCCACUUCCUGUGUAUUUCCAAUCAUAAGUAGAUGAACUAUGUUAUGCCACUUUCAUGUAGAGCAAGAAAAACUGCUGCUCAUAAUUUCAUCAGAUGCCAAUCUUUAACCA
Messenger RNA from Mercurialis annua (annual mercury), 1514 nucleotides. RefSeq names its product probable sarcosine oxidase. The coding region runs from base 160 to 1389 and encodes 409 amino acids. The record is from RefSeq and is a predicted model, not a curated record. Lineage: Eukaryota; Viridiplantae; Streptophyta; Magnoliopsida; Malpighiales; Euphorbiaceae. Gene Ontology annotation, molecular function: sarcosine oxidase activity; flavin adenine dinucleotide binding. The transcript has a single exon.